This is a messenger RNA of Entrophospora sp. SA101, 123 nucleotides long. NCBI's taxonomy places the organism in Eukaryota, Fungi, Glomeromycota, Glomeromycetes, Entrophosporales, Entrophosporaceae. The record is from the annotation of a GenBank genome assembly.
AUGAGCAAUGUGAAUACAAAUGGUAAAGAUGAAGUUCCUUAUCGCCCAGUUGACAAUUAUGUUUUGGUUAAGGCAUUUUUAAAACAUGAACAAUGUGAAUGCAAGAUAAAUGAAUUAGGUUAA